AUGUCCAGCCCCCAAACACAGCAAAUCAUCGCCGGCCUCGACGCCAUCACGCCCGAGGCAUUCGGCGGCAAUGAAGUCGAGCGCCUGCAGGUUCGUGCCGCGGCGCGGAGACUCCUCGCGCGACUUGAGAGUCCGUACGAGCGCGCGUGGGGGUUCUGCUUCGAACACCCCGUUGUUUUUGCCGCGCUGCAGACGUGCAUUGAUCUUGGGCUCUGGAAGGCGUGGACGGAUGCAGGCGGUGGUGAGAAGAGUCUGCAUGAGCUGGUGGGGUUGACGAGUCCAACCGUUGAGACGAACCUGCUGCGCCGCUUCUUCCGCCUCCUCGCCGCCUUCAACGUAGUCGAAGAAACCGGCGUCGACAGAUUCACGCCCACGCCGUUCUCAUUUGCAAUCGGCGACGAGAGCACCAAGGUCCGCGCCUCGCUUCAGGCCGCGACAAACCAGUACAUCGCCGCAGGGCACAACCUCCCCUCGUACCUCGCGAAAACCGCCUACAGAGAGCCCACGGACGCCAUAAGCAACAACUACACCGACUCAGACCCCGAACACCUCAACUUCUUCACCCGCCUGCAGAAGAGUCCCAGCCACUACGAGGCGUUCACGGGGCACAUGGAAGCGUGGACGGCGUGGAAAACGCCGUGGACGAGGGUGUACGAUACGGGUAAACUGCUGCAGGGCGCGAAUCUAGAUGCCGCGCCCUUCGUCGUCGAUGUAGGCGGGAACACGGGCAUCGAUAUCGGGCAUGUCCUGGCUAAACAUCCCGAUCUCCCUGCGGGCUCGUUAGUCCUGCAGGAUCUGCCGGAGAUCAUUGAAGUUGCGAAGGGCCAGGUUGAUGGGAAGAUCACGGCGAUGGUGCAUGAUUUCUUCAACGAGCAGCCGGUUACGGGAAGCCGCGCCUACUUCCUCCACGCGGUCCUGCACGACUGGCCCGACGACAAAGCCUCCCUCCUGCUAUCCAACACCCGCGCCGCCAUGGUCCCCGGCUACUCGAAGCUUAUUAUCUAUGAUAUCGUCCUUCCCCCGACGGGCGCGAGUAUCAGCCAGACGACGAUGGACGUCAAUAUGAUGGCGUUGCUGUCGGCGGCGGAGAGGACGCAGGGGGAUUGGGAGGGGUUGUUGACGAAGGCGGGGUUCAGGAUUGUCAGGUUUUGGCCGGAUCCGCAGGGGUAUGAGAUGGUUAUUGAGGCGGAGGUUGGGGUUGAUGGGGUUGGGGAGGGGAGGGGUGCGCAGGCGCAUUUGUGA
Messenger RNA from Aspergillus mulundensis, 1242 nucleotides. RefSeq lists its product as uncharacterized. Bases 1 to 1242 code for a protein of 413 amino acids. NCBI's taxonomy places the organism in Eukaryota, Fungi, Ascomycota, Eurotiomycetes, Eurotiales, Aspergillaceae. The transcript has 4 exons. Gene Ontology annotation, molecular function: O-methyltransferase activity. The record is from RefSeq and is a predicted model, not a curated record.